UAUGUUCGAAAACAAAAAUCUUUUUAAUUUUUAAGAAACCCUUUAAUAUCGAAAAUUGUCUUUUAUGUGCUAUGAUUGUAAAUAGUUUGCCUGAUAUGGACGGUGAUUUGGUCGAAAGUACCGUCCGCCAACAUUCAAAUGCACCACUUCCACUUACAUCUGCUGCACGACCUCCUACAUCUUUGCUUUUCUCACGUGGUAAUUUGAUCAGCAGCCGUGCAGGAAGUGACAGACCUGCGACAACACGUCCAUCUACUGCUGUCCGCGGCAUUGGUUACGUACCUAAUUCAACAGGAUCGGCCGGACAACGUUUUGAUCAACUAUUUUCAGAAAAGGCUAAACAGCAGGCACUGUCAUCUGCGAACGCAAAUUGGGAUGCAGAAAAGGAAGUCAACCCUCAAAUAAAGUUUAAAACUCUAGAGAUGAAAAUCGUGAAGCUGCUCGAGCAAUCUAUUCAAUUGUCAGCACGAACGUCCACAAUAAAUUCAGCGAUAAAUUCCAAUGUCAAAACGGGUUCCACAGAAUUAAAGACAGCUUUAACAGACGCGCUUAACAAGUCCAAGGAAGCGUUUUCGCUGGACCGCACAUUGCAUCAAUUUCGAGCUCAAUAUGGAGAAAAUAUAUACCACAAUUUUGAUUUAACCUACGCA
Molecule: messenger RNA, 650 nt
Organism: Rhagoletis pomonella (apple maggot)
Lineage: Eukaryota; Metazoa; Arthropoda; Insecta; Diptera; Tephritidae
Exons: 3
Biological process (GO): intraciliary transport; non-motile cilium assembly
Cellular component (GO): centriole; ciliary base; ciliary basal body
Molecular function (GO): kinesin binding
Source: RefSeq, a predicted model, not a curated record